Molecule: messenger RNA, 1908 nt
Organism: Annulohypoxylon maeteangense
Lineage: Eukaryota; Fungi; Ascomycota; Sordariomycetes; Xylariales; Hypoxylaceae
Product: putative GTP-binding protein ypt5
Exons: 5
Coding region: 523-1188 (221 amino acids)
Molecular function (GO): GTP binding; GTPase activity
Source: RefSeq, a predicted model, not a curated record
GCCCACCACUCACUUCCCACUUUGUCCACUGCCCACGAAGCCUGACGUGGUGCGCUCCGCUACGGUCAAAGUCGCUAAGCCACUAAGCUAAUAAGCCACUCAUCAUUCACCUUUACAGGCGCCUAAUACCUGCUAGGUACUCAACAAGCAACAAGCUUCCUUCAUUCAACUUCGUAACAAUAGGCAGGCAAUAAUCAAAUCAUCAGACUUACCAAGCCUCCUCUCGUCAUUCCUUGUCCAUUCAACCACUCACAGCAGCAAUACCACGUUUUCGGCCAUUCCUGCAUCUUGGGUUCACUAGAAUCUGAUUUCAUUAGAUUACUGCGUUUUUUUACGUAGUUGAUCUUGUACUAUUGAGAGUGACGAUAAUUAUUCCUUGCCGAUAAGACAAACCACCCCAUCGAGUCUCACCACCGAACACCCCUCCGGCCGUCUCUUUUCUAUUUUAAUUGCCCUAUCGACAACAGUCUUUACAGCGACACCUAAAAUAAUCAUUUUAGAUUUCACCACUACUAGACGACUAUGGCUUCUCGAGCAGGGCCUGCAGCUAGGGGCGGUAUGGGCGGCCGCUUUGCGCAGUUCAAGUUAGUGUUAUUAGGAGAGUCUGCGGUUGGAAAGAGCUCCAUAGUCCUGAGAUUCGUCAAGGACCAAUUUGAUUCAUACCGAGAGUCUACCAUCGGCGCUGCCUUCCUAACACAAACUAUCUCCUUAGACGAAAACACUACCGUUAAGUUCGAGAUCUGGGAUACUGCUGGUCAAGAACGAUACAAGUCUCUCGCUCCUAUGUACUAUCGAAAUGCGAACUGCGCCGUCGUCGUCUACGAUAUUACCCAAUCUUCUUCCCUCGACAAGGCAAAGGCUUGGGUCAAGGAAUUGCAAAGACAAGCGAACGAGAACAUCAUCAUCGCCCUCGCAGGAAACAAGUUGGAUUUGGUGAACGAGCAACCCGACAAGCGAGCGGUCUCCACCGCCGACGCAGAGGCGUACGCGAACGAGGCGGGAUUACUAUUCUUUGAGACUUCGGCAAAGACGGCAGAGAACGUGCGGGAACUAUUCACCGCCAUUGCGAAGAAGCUGCCGCUCGACCAGGUCAGCCCCCGACAUACCCGGCCAGGACAGCGACCAGGAGGAGUGAGUUUGGCACCGGAAGGCGCAAAUACACAAUCAGGAGGGCCUUGCGCGUGCUAGAGGCGUUUAUGGAAUCUACUGAAUAUUGCUGGGGCCUGGUGCAAUGAGGAAAUAAGAAUCCCUCGAAUGAUACUGAUCCUUCUGGUACUGGGCUAGUUGCUCAAUCUUAUCCCCUUUUUCUCAUGGCUUAGAUGCGAAGCUAGGACUGUCAUACUCAAUGAGAAAUUGAGAGGAUAUACGUCUGGUGAUAUUACGACCUUCGCACCACAACCCCCGAGAGAGACUGGACGUGUUUAGGAAGCAUGAGGGCGAUCGGUGUGGAUGCCUGCCUGGGUGUAUAUUUCAAGGGAGUUUCCAGGAAGGAUGGCAUACGUUUUUUUAAUACCUGACUUUUGUUUGUUGAUCGAGUUCUCGCAGUAUAGGCUUGGCCGCUUAGCCGCUAGGUGCAUCACGGUCAUGGGGGACUGGUGUAGAGUGGUCCACAUGGGAGUGGGAAGGAAUCUGGACCGAGACUGGACGUUGCCCUGCUAUACAGCACGACGAGUAAUGCAAUAGAGAAUUAUCUUUUUUCUAACGACGAGGGACGAGUUUAUGGGUUUUUAGGCUGUUAUUGUUAGUUGUGACGUGAUAGGUACUCCAUAUGAAUGUUGACAUUUAUGAAUAUUGCGUAUCGUGGUGCAAAGAUCGGUUAGCUUAUUGGGCGAGUUGAAAAUGCAUAUAGGCGUAUUCAGCUCUAUGAGCACCAGCAUUUGUAUUGUAGUGUAAACUUUGAAUUUGAGU